Molecule: messenger RNA, 1458 nt
Organism: Melanotaenia boesemani (Boeseman's rainbowfish)
Lineage: Eukaryota; Metazoa; Chordata; Actinopteri; Atheriniformes; Melanotaeniidae
Product: SCAN domain-containing protein 3-like
Exons: 1
Coding region: 1-1458 (485 amino acids)
Source: RefSeq, a predicted model, not a curated record
AUGAAGCCGGCUAAGUUAAUGAGGCACCUGACGACAAAGCACCCGGAGUUUAAGGACAGAACCAAAGAUUUUUUCUGGCGAAAAGGUGAAGAUUACAUGCGCCAGAAAACACGGAUGGUGAGCCUGGCCACUACAUCAGAGAAAGCACAGAAGGCUUCUUAUUUAGUGGCUCAGCGGAUCACUAAAAGUAAAAAGCCGCACACCAUAGGCCAAGAUCUCAUUCUGCCAGCAGCGAUAGAAAUGUGUGAGGUCAUGCUUGGAAGAGAAGCGGCUAACAAACUUAAACCUGUGCCACUUUCAAAUGACACCGUUAGGAGGAGGAUUGAGGAGAUGUCUGCUGAUAUUCAAUCCCAGUUACUGGACAGACUUCGUUCAUGUGAGCAGUUUUCUAUUCAGUUGGAUGAAUCAACAGACAUUUCCAGCGCAGCUCAGCUGAUUGUUUUAGUGCGAUACCCCUGGGAAGGAAAUAUUUUGGAGGACUUUCUGUUUUGCAAAGAGGUGCCGGGCAGGACAACAGGAGAAGAAAUCUUCAAACUUCUGGAUGCUUUUAUGACUGAAGCGGGACUCUACUGGGAGAAAUGUGUGGCUGUUUGUACAGAUGGUGCAGCGGCAAUGACCGGCCGCAAGAGUGGAGUUACCGCGCGGAUCAAAUCUGCCAAUCCGAGGAUCAUAACUACUCACUGCAUGCUGCAUCGGCAAGCACUCGCGUCCAAAGACAUGGGACCAGAUCUUAACUCUGUUUUGAAUGCAGCUGUGACUGCGGUUAAUUUUGUCAAGUCAAGAGCACUGCAGUCACGUUUGUUUGGACAACUUUGUAGGGAUAUGGACGCCGGCCAUGACGCACUACUUUAUCACUCUGAGGUACGUUGGCUCUCUCGGGGUAAAGUUUUGCAGCGGGUGUUUGAGCUACGCAAGGAAAUGGCAGAAUUCAUGAAAGAGGGAAAACCCGAAAUCGCACAUUUUUUUACGGAUCCAGAGAGUGUGGCCAAGUUGGCAUAUCUUACAGACAUAUUCAAUACAUUGAACAGCCUUAACCUCUCCACACAAGGAGGCCACACAUCCAUCCUAGAAGUCAGCGACAAGAUCGCUGCCUUCAUGAAGAAAACAGAUUUAUGGAGGAGAAGAAUACUGGAUGGGAUAACAGACAUGUUCUCCCAGCUGACUGAGUUUCUCAACACCAACAACCUGUCAGUUGCAACGGUAAAGGACGUCAUCGCCUCACACCUUGCAUCACUGAAUGAGCACUUCAGCUCAUACUUCUCUGACGUGAACACAGAGGCCUGGGACUGGGUGCGUGAUCCAUUUGCUUCUGCUGCAACUGGAAAUCAUCUCACAGGGAAAGCAGAAGAGCAGCUGUUGGAGCUGUCCAGUGACAGGACACAGAGAGUCCGAUUUCAGCAGGUUAGUCAUGCAAGCUCAUCCUUCUCAUUAAGUGAGUUAUUGGUGACGGAUAGGUGA